Molecule: messenger RNA, 2922 nt
Organism: Cervus elaphus (red deer)
Lineage: Eukaryota; Metazoa; Chordata; Mammalia; Artiodactyla; Cervidae
Gene: TGFB3
Product: transforming growth factor beta 3
Exons: 8
Coding region: 470-1828 (452 amino acids)
Biological process (GO): SMAD protein signal transduction; regulation of cell population proliferation; transforming growth factor beta receptor signaling pathway
Cellular component (GO): extracellular region
Molecular function (GO): type III transforming growth factor beta receptor binding; type II transforming growth factor beta receptor binding; cytokine activity
Source: RefSeq, a predicted model, not a curated record
CUUGGGCGGACUCCUGUUGAGCUCGGCGCCCCAUCUUGGCCCCCUGUAAGGAGAGAUGAGGGGUGCUGCUGACUCAAACGUCUUUGAGCCACUAUGAGGAAGACAAUUCUGCCAAGGGCAAGGCAAGGAUUUUGAUUUGGGGACCCAGCCAUGGUCCUUCUGCUCCUUCUUUAAAAUUACCCACUUUUCUCCCCAUCACCAAGCGGCGUUUGGCAAUAUCAGAUAUCUGCUCUAUUUAUUUUUACCUAAGGAAAAACUCCAGCUCCCUUCCCACUCCCAGCUGCCUUGCCACCCCUCCCAGCCCUCUGCUUUGCCCUCCACCUGGCCUGCUAGAAGUCAGAGCCCAGCAGAACCUGUUUAGACACAUGGAGAAGAAACCCAGAGCUUCACGGCACACAGUCGGCUUCUUCGCGCUCAGGGUUGCCAGCGCUUCCUGGAAGUCCUGAAGCUCUCGCAGUGCAGUGAGUUCAUGCACCUUCUUGCCAAGCCUCAGUCUUCGGGAUCUAGGGAGGCCGCCUGGUUUGCCUCCCUCCUUCUGCACGACUGCCGGGGUCUCCUCCUGCCAGGCCUUGCGGCCUUCCUCCCCGGCCCCCGCCUGAAGAUGCACUUGCAGAGGGCUCUGGUGGUCCUGGCCCUGCUGAACUUUGCCACGGUCAGCCUCUCCAUGUCCACUUGCACCACCUUGGACUUCAACCACAUCAAGAGGAAGCGGGUGGAAGCCAUUAGGGGACAGAUCUUGAGCAAACUCAGGCUCACCAGUCCCCCCGAUCCAUCCGGGUUGGCCAGUAUCCCCAUCCAGGUCCUGGAUCUUUACAACAGCACCCGAGAGCUGCUGGAGGAGGUGCAUGGGGAGAGGGGAGACGUCUGCACGCAGGCAAACACCGAGUCGGAGUAUUAUGCCAAAGAAAUCUAUAAAUUCGACAUGAUCCAGGGGCUGGAGGAGCACAAUGAUCUGACCGUCUGCCCCAAAGGCAUCACCUCCAAGAUUUUCCGCUUCAACGUGUCCUCAGUGGAGAAAAAUGAAACCAACCUGUUCCGAGCAGAAUUCCGGGUCUUUCGGAUGCCCAACCCCGCCUCCAAGCGCAGCGAGCAGAGGAUUGAACUCUUCCAGAUCCUCCAGCCGGGUGAGCACAUAGCCAAGCAGCGGUAUAUCGAUGGCAAGAACCUGCCCACGCGGGGCACUGGCGAGUGGCUUUCUUUCGACGUCACAGACACUGUGCGUGAAUGGCUCUUGCGGAGAGAAUCUAACUUAGGUCUGGAAAUCAGUAUCCACUGUCCAUGUCACACCUUUCAGCCCAAUGGGGAUAUCCUGGAAAACAUUCAAGAGCUGAUGGAAAUCAAAUUCAAAGGUGUGGACAGUGAUGAUGAUCCGGGCCGUGGAGAUCUGGGGCGACUUAAGAAGAAGAAGGAACACAUCCCUCAUCUAAUUCUCAUGAUGAUUCCCCCAAACCGGCUAGAUAGCCCAGGCCACAGUCAGAGGAAGAAGCGGGCCCUGGACACCAAUUACUGCUUCCGCAAUUUGGAGGAGAACUGCUGUGUGCGCCCUCUCUAUAUUGACUUCCGACAGGAUCUGGGCUGGAAAUGGGUCCAUGAACCUAAGGGCUACUAUGCCAACUUCUGCUCAGGCCCAUGCCCAUACCUCCGCAGCUCAGACACAACCCACAGCACGGUGCUGGGCCUGUACAACACCCUGAACCCUGAAGCCUCAGCCUCCCCUUGCUGCGUACCCCAGGACUUGGAGCCCCUGACCAUCCUGUACUAUGUCGGGAGGACCCCCAAAGUGGAGCAGCUGUCUAACAUGGUGGUGAAGUCCUGCAAGUGCAGCUGAGGCCUGACCACCACAGGGAGAGAGGAGGGAUUACCACUGCCUGCCUGCCUGCCCCUCGGGAAACACAGCAGCGACGGACCUCACCGCGAGGCCUGGGGCCCGCGACCUCCGGCUCCAGGCAGAUGAUGGCUGAGACGGGGGUUCCCCUUCUGGAACAUUUCUUUUUCUUGCUGGCUCUGAGAAUCACUGUAGUAAAGCAAGUGUGGGUUUGGUUAGGGGAAGGUCGAUUUCUUCAGGAGACAUGGAUUUUCCGUGUCAGAGGUGGUGGGGAUGGAGGAAGAGGGGUGGUUGAGUCGACGCAUUGCAGGGUUCACGGGAUUCGGGACACCCUACGGGGCAAGGUGGGGCAGAGAACGGCCUGGACAGGGCCAGACUGGAAGACCCUUGGCGCUGAGGUCAGAUUGCUCAUCCAUCGCUGCCCCAUAUCUGCUCGAGGGGCAUCCGGAUCACGUCAUACCAGGCAAGCAUCUUUCUUUAGGCAGGUUCCCAAGACAAAAGUCCCAGAAUUGUAUCUCAUACUUACCUGGGAUUAAGGACAAGUCUGUUAGUUUUGCAAAUUGUCCCCUGGACGUCAAUCAGUAUCGAGGGUCGUUCCGGGAGAAGAUCCAGGUAACGCAGGUCCCGGGGGUCAUCAACUAUAUUGGGCCCAAUGGAUGUACAGAACUCCGAGGUAGAGGGUGGGAACUGACCCUCUCUGGUCUGCUCCUUGGGUUCCUCCUCUCGCCUUCUUCCUUGAUUGUUAUUUCUCCUUGGACAUUUGGCUAGACACCUUCCAGGUCAGGGCGCACAUGACUGGAGUUUGGGUCUCUGCAGCCUUGGGGCAUCAUGGGUUUCCCCUCCUGACCCCCACGCCCCCACCCCGAGACCCUGUGUUCAUCUGGUGUUCCUGGAAGCAGGUGCUACAACGUGAGAGGCAUGCAGGGAAGUCGCACACGUGCCACACAAUGACUUGGCCCCAGACGCAUAGACUGAGGUAUAAAGACAAAUACAAAUAUUACUCUCAAAAUCUUUGUAUAAAUUUUUGGGGAAUCUUGGAUCGUUUCAUCUUCUGGAAGAUUGUUUCUAAACAAUAAAAGCCUUAUUCUAAGGUGUAA